AUGGAGAACGAUACGCCUUCCAUUGUAAUAAAUGUACCGAAACCAAGAGCUUUUCAGAAUAGUUUUUGGAUGCCUCCAGAAAAGAAGGUAACAAUGCCACGUAUUUCAAAACGAACAUUAAGAAAGCCCUCAGAAACUACUUUGAAACGAUAUACAUUACCUCAAACAGAAAUAUUACCGGUUGAAAAGUUAAAAAGGGCUAAAAUACUUCUUCCAUAUAAAAUGUAUUCGAAGGCUCAAAAUAGAGAUCGAUUUUUAAAAAUGGUAGCUAUUCCCAUUCAUGAAAAGUAUAAAAUUAUAAGCACUGAUAUAAAAAAACGUUUGUACAUACGCGAUUCUUCUGAAGACGUUGCUACUGUUCCUGAUAUAGAAGACGCUAUUAAUAGAUGUGUAUUUGAAAGGUCGUUUAGAUUUGAUAAUUUUAUAUAUAAAAGUUUUAAAAACUCCAUAAAUAGAACAUUGCAAAUAAAAUUGGAAACUGGCCUAAGAAAAGAUUGUAACUUAAACGUUGAGACCAAUUUCCGCAAUGAGAAACGUAUUUUCAAUUUAACAUUAGAGAGGUUAACAGACCAAGCAAAAUAUUUUGAUACUUUUAUAUCGGAGGACUACAAAAAUUCAAGAGGGUUAUUAGCAACAUGGGAUAAACUGAAAGAUCAAGUCGAGUCAAAAUCUUUGGAAUUAGAAAAUCUAGCGGCUGAGAAAUUUACAAUCAUGGCAAGAAUUAUUGGUUUAGAAUACAGAUUUAGUCUACAGCAAAAGUAUGGACGUUUUUUAUAUUACCUGUCGCCGCCAUCGUGGAGAUUAAGACAUAGGGAUUUUGCUAAGUCAGUCGAAAUUGAAGCCCGAGGCUUUGACUACGGCGAUUCGUGCGAAGAAGACAAUUUCACUGUGAUUUUUGAAAAAAUGCAAAAACUCUGUGCUUCGACACCUAUUAAACCUGCUCUGUAUUUUUCACAGCCAAAAGAUUUGAUUGAUGUUUUUGAAGCUAUGGAAAAACAACAACUUCAUCACUUUGCACACGUAAAUCAAUUGACGCCUUAUACGAAAAUUCUUAGAGAUGAAAUAAAAGUCUUAGGAGAAAUGAUUGAUAAAGAUACAGCUUCAAUUAAAAAUUAUAUAAAAAAAUUUGAAAACAUUUUGAUGCAGUCUGAAGAGCGAUGUGAUUACUUGAAGGCGAAAUUUUUUAAAAUUCUGUUUGGCUUAUUUUUUGAUAGUGUUGCUGCUAUCGAUGUCCUAAAACUUCAGUUAAAUUUAGAGUUUUGUUUUGAGAAGGUUUUUUAUGAGAAACCUUCAAAUAUGGAUAUUGUAGCUGUGGCCAGUGCUAUUGAAGGGCUGUAUAUGGAUUAUUCGAAGCGCUUGGACACUGUAAAAAGUACCUCUGUCAGACGGGCUAUAACGAGAUGCGUGAAUGCAGAGAAGGUAAAAUUAAGAAGAGCUGUUCAUGCCGCUAAUGAAUUACGUUUAUUUCAUAGGCUUGAACGAGAACUGCUCCAGGCACAUGGUCUUGAUACGCAAAAUGUUUACAAACCCGUUGAUACUCGCCUAUCGAAAACUACAAACAAAUUUAAAUUUGAUAGAAAUUGUAAAAAUGAUAAAAAAGAUAAAAAUGAAAUAUUAACGGAGGCAGAAAAGGAGUAUUUACAUUUAUUUACGGAUUGGACGCCAAAUGAGGACCCAGCAAAAUACCUUCAAAGCUUAACUUUAAACGAUUAUGUAGUAAAUCCUGACGAUAAAUUAUGA
Messenger RNA from Danaus chrysippus (African queen), 1740 nucleotides. The record is from the annotation of a GenBank genome assembly. Lineage: Eukaryota; Metazoa; Arthropoda; Insecta; Lepidoptera; Nymphalidae.